AGGCAGCAAAACACCCGUCACAGUCUUCCGCGGGAAAUUCAGUAUCUACUACCUUAGCGUUUUCUUUCUUGUUUGGAUUGCAAACAUAACAGCAGGACUAUAAAACAUAUUGCAACGCAAAACUUAUCGUCAGUGGAUGUUGCUGGUAUAGCCAACGCAAUAAAAUGUCAAAGAAGAAAGGACUAAGUCUGGAGGAGAAGAGAACUCGCAUGAUGGAGAUCUUCUUUGAAACGAAAGAUGUGUUUCAGCUGAAAGACAUUGAGAAGAUCGCCCCUAAGACAAAGGGCAUAGCUCCCAUGACUGUAAAGGAUGUGCUGCAGAGCCUGGUGGAUGACAACAUGGUGGACUGUGAAAGAGUGGGUACAUCCAACUACUACUGGGCCUUUCCCAGCAAGGCUCUGCACGCUCGCAAGCACAAACUGGAGGAGCUGCAAAAACAGAUUUCUGAGGCGAAGCAGCGGAAAGUGUCUGUAGAGAAAGCGGUUGAAAAGGCGAAAGUAGGACGUCAAGAUACAAAGGAGAGAAGCGCUCUGCUGAAGGAGUUGGAGGCUUUGAGAGAGGAGCGAACUCAGCUGCAGGCCGAGUUGGAGAAGUACAGAGAAUGUGACCCAGAGGUCGUCGAGGAGAUGAGAAAGUCAAAUGUUGUCGCAAAAGAAGCUGUUUCCAGGUGGACAGAUAAUGUUUUCGCCAUCAAGUCAUGGACGAAGAAGAAGUUUGCCUUUGAUGACAGCCGCAUUAAUAAAGCCUUUGGGAUCCCGGAGGACUUUGACUACUUGGACUGACUGCCAGCUUUUCUACCAGAGUUCAUGGUCACAAUAAGUGGAAAAAUAAGUGUUUGAGCUUCAGUUUGAAGCCAGUGUACCUGGUCUCAGCAGUUCUAGUUUAUGGUCUGUGUAUUACAGUGACAAUAAAUGCACCAGUGUUCAUAUUUAUGGCCUGGGUUGGGCUUUGAAUAAGCACUGAUAUCAGUAAUUUCGCCGUGGCAGAGGGACUUUAUCAGCGGCUAUGUUGCUUUGGUGCAACCAGAGAAGAGAAGCACAAAUUGUUAGUGGCUGUAAGUGGUGACAGAGUUCUGUGAUGAACACAACCUAGCAGCUUGACUUUUGGGACACCUGUUUGCAUGAAAAUUGAGAACCCCAAGUUGAUGAUGGAAGGGAAUUAACACUUGACACAUCUGUGUAGUGAAUGAUCUAAUUUAUAUGGUUUAAACAGAUGGUUUGGAAUCAAAUGCUUGGGCUCUUUUUUCCUACAUUAUUUUUGCUAGGAGGGAAAAAGAAAAAGUGCUUUUGGGAAACAUCCAGUCCUCCUUGUUGUUCAUAAAAAGUGCACUGACUGACGGGACAGUUAAAUAACAAAGGAUAUGUUUAGGAUAUGUCUACAGUUGUAAAUAUAUUUGAGGUACGUUUACUUUUUGCAAAACCUCUUUUCUAGUGCUGCAAAUAAAAUGUCCCUCUGAGUUUUACAAGUCAUUUUCUGCGGUUGUAUUCAUUCUAAAACUUAAUGUGCGGUAUACAAAUGUAUGUGCACCAGGCCUCCUGUCUUUUGUGAUUUCAUUUCUUACGAAAUUGCCACUAAAACAUUGCAAAAUCUGUCACAGAAGCACAUUUUUUCCAGAGCUGCACGCUCACUUUCUGUAUGAACAAAAAAGGAACACUGCUGUCAUGACAUGUCCAGAAUGACUCGUGCCCUGCUUAUUUUCCUGUCUUUUUCCUCUGUCAAACCAGAUGCAAAACAGGUAGUUGUGUGUUCUGUGUUUACUCAGUGACCUAGUUGACAAGGCCAGUGUGUCUUUGGGUUUGUUGAUUUACAUUUCAAAUUUGCUCCAUGCUCAUCUUGUCUUUCUCAUCAGUUGAGUUUUCUUUCCAGCAGAUGAAUGAUAUGCAAACACUGUUCUCUGUUACAUCCUUUUUAUUUAUGACAUUGCUUAAUGCAAGUUAUUUUUAUAUGUGACUUAAGAAAGAAGAUGUUGGUCUUAAGAGACAAAUGUCAUGUGAAAGAUACACGUAUCCUUGCAAACAUGCUGUAGAUGAGUGAUUAAACAUGGGCAGCUUCCUGUUUAUAAUGCUUCCUCAUGCACAAGUUCAGUUAUUUAUGCUGGUAAGGAUAAUCUGCCACUAAACAAUGUGCAGAUGUCUGUUCUUACAUGUUGUUUAUUUAUUAUGGCAACUACAACUUAUUUGAAGUGUGCUGUCGGCUGUAGCAACAAUAAUCCAGGAAAAAUCUAAAUGCCUAGCUGCAGUUUUGUUAGAUGGAGCUGACACACCCACAGAAGAGUAACCUGAGUGUAUGUGCAUGUGCGUACCUGCCCAACCUGUCCUAACUGAUUUAUGAGUCUGACAUGCUGAACGUCAGAGAGGCCUGUGCAUAGUUUUACCUCACUGUCAUUCACAUAAAGACUGCUGUCAAUUGCAGCUUCAUUGGCUGAACAUUUCUUGCCCUCACAAAAGGUUAUUAUUGCACUAAUUAGGCCACUUUCACUUAACCUAAUGUACAGGACAACAGAUGGACAGAAGAUUAUAUAUCAUUAAAGUGAUACUUAAAUAGUUUUAAUUAUAUAUAUGUUUUGCUCAAAGUUAAUAUCAAGUACGGUAAAAAUAGAUUUGCAUUUAUUUAAUAGUAAAAAGUAAAAUUAUCAUUACAACAAUUUAAACACAUUGCAAGUAAAAGUCCUGAAUCCAGAAUGUUACUUAAGUUAAAGUACAUAGGUAUGUUCAACAACAUGUACUUAAAGUAUCAAAAGUAAAAAUACUCACUUAAUACUAAGCAUAUCUAAAAAAAAAUGUCCUGUAAAAACAAACUAGUAACUGCGGUGAAAAAGUGAAAUAUUUCCCUCUGAGAUGUAGUGGAGUAGAAGUUAAGAGUAGCAUACAAUUGAAAAGUUCAUAUAAUGUACAAGUGUGUCAAAACUUUACUUAAAUACAGUACUAGAGUAUAUUUACUUAGUUAAAUUCCAUCACUCAGUAAGUAGAAGGAGCAAAACCAUAGUAUGUUUAAGUGUUCUUAAGCAGUGCAGGAUUUUCCACGUACUAGUGCAUAAGUGUUAAC
This is a messenger RNA of Epinephelus fuscoguttatus (brown-marbled grouper), 3045 nucleotides long. It is a transcript of the gene mnd1, whose product is annotated as meiotic nuclear divisions 1 homolog (S. cerevisiae). The record is from RefSeq and is a predicted model, not a curated record. Gene Ontology annotation, molecular function: double-stranded DNA binding. Gene Ontology annotation, biological process: reciprocal meiotic recombination. The coding region runs from base 165 to 782 and encodes 205 amino acids. Gene Ontology annotation, cellular component: nucleus. NCBI's taxonomy places the organism in Eukaryota, Metazoa, Chordata, Actinopteri, Perciformes, Serranidae. The transcript has 8 exons.